This is a messenger RNA of Gamsiella multidivaricata, 999 nucleotides long. RefSeq lists its product as uncharacterized. Gene Ontology annotation, molecular function: pyridoxal phosphate binding. The coding region runs from base 79 to 933 and encodes 284 amino acids. NCBI's taxonomy places the organism in Eukaryota, Fungi, Mortierellomycota, Mortierellomycetes, Mortierellales, Mortierellaceae. Gene Ontology annotation, cellular component: intracellular anatomical structure. The record is from RefSeq and is a predicted model, not a curated record. The transcript is spliced from 7 exons.
CUCUGUUGCAGGAUAGGAACUAGCCCACGGAUGACAACCCUUGAACGAUCACACACACACACCCCUCUCCUAUAAUUCAUGUCGCUUUGUCUCCAUCAAAUCACCGCAGCGAUCCCUCGUUCGACGACCAGAUCCCUCACCCCUCUUCGCUUCUCCUCUCGACAUACAAAUUCCGUAGAAAUGAGUCUUACUUAUACCUCUGAGCGCGCACAGGAGCUGGCCGACAAUCUGGCGAAUGUCCAGUCGCAGAUGGAGGAAACUCUGAAGAGCAUGGGCGAUGCUGCUCCCAAGGCGCGUUUGGUGGCGGUCAGCAAGUACAAGCCCGCAUCGGAUAUCUUUGCCACGUAUGAGAAGACCGGACAACGCCAUUUCGGAGAAAACUAUGUUCAAGAACUGGAAGAUAAAAGCUCGAAGCUGCCAGGUGACAUCCAAUGGCAUUUUAUCGGGACACUGCAGUCGAACAAGUGCAAGGCCGUAGCUGCGAUCCCUAAUCUUUUUGUAGUAGAGACGAUCGAUAACAUCAAGAAGGCUUCAAUGUUGGAUAAAGCCUGUGCCUCUGCUUCUAGACCGGAGCCCCUUCGGAUCUUUUUGCAAGUGAACACUAGUGGUGAAGAAUCCAAGAGUGGAAUGGAACCGAGCAAAGUUUUAGAAGUCGCACAGCACGUUGUCUCAUCGUGUCUUCAUCUUAAACUUGCGGGGCUGAUGACGAUCGGCUCGCCAAAUCCUGAUCUGGAUAACGGGGAGAAUCCGGAUUUCAAGACUUUGAAUCAAUGCAAAACAGCAAUUGAGGAGACACUGAAGAUCGCCGAUCUGGAUCUCAGUAUGGGAAUGAGCGAUGACUUUCGGCGCGCUUUGCUUCAAGGAUCGACUAAUAUCCGAGUGGGCAGCACGAUCUUUGGAUCGAGACCUCAGUCCGCAAAGCCGACUGCAUAGUUUCUCUGCAUCAGCGUCCUCGGAAUCUAAUAAUAAAAAGAUAAAUCUAGUCUAUUUUAUUUUUUA